This is a messenger RNA of Dimorphilus gyrociliatus, 1557 nucleotides long. Lineage: Eukaryota; Metazoa; Annelida; Polychaeta; Dinophilidae. The record is from the annotation of a GenBank genome assembly.
CAUGGUUUUACUUGGAUAAAGCAACCAUUUCCGCCAUUCUUUCCAGAAUAUCAACAGCAACUUUUUCCUUUCAAUUGCUCUUUCCAUUUCCUUUUGUGCAGCGAUCAAAAAGAAUCUUAGGGGGCUUAGAAAGAAGAAGGCAAAAAAAUAUCAGACGACUUAAUGAUAGAACACAGUUGGAGUAAUUGUGUUCCUUAUUUUCGUGAGAAAAGAAUUACAAUAAUAUACUCCAGAAAGAAAUCCAAACUAAUCCUUGCAAAUCGUAAAGAGAGGUUGGAUUCUAUUUCAACAGAUCUGGAGCCUUCUCAUCUAUCUAUCCGCAGAUUUAGUUCAAGAAAGACUUCUAAGCAAUUUCUCAACAACUUUUUAUCCCGUAUCAACGAUCAUCAUAUUACCAGAGGACGAUAUUGGACGCCUGUCAUUGAUAAUCACUUUCAAAAAAUCGUAACUCCUUUACUCAAUCCACGCAUUCUAGACCAUUCUCAACUAGAAAUGUUAUACAAUCAAGAAUGGAGGGCGUUAGUUGGAAAUGACAAAGGAACGUAUCCUAAUAUGUUCUCUUUGAAUUUUAUCAAUCCUUCUCAACUAGAAAUUGCCUAUAAAGACAAAAGUAACGAGCCGAUCCUGUUAGGUUCGGGGAAGAGAGGUGUAGUUAUCGGUGGUUUUCUUCGCGAUCCUGUUUCAGAGAAUCGUUUCGCGGUGGCAAUAAAAAUAUAUAAAUUGAAUGACAAGAGUCCAAUAGCUAUCAGUUUAACCAAGGAGGCCCACAUCCUAGACUACAUUGGAAGAAACAUUAAAAAUAUUGCUCCGUCUUCAUUCGGUCUUGUUAAUUUGAUGACAAAUAGUCAUUUCCUUCCUGUAGCUCUUGUUACAUUAUUAAUUGGGGAUUCGCGAUCAUUCGAAAUUGCUACUCUCCAUCGUCUCUUAAUACAUGAAACAUACAAUAGAGAACAUAGACCGAAAAAGAAACUGAUGCCAAACUGGAGAUGGAUGAAACUACUAGCAGAUUUGUUUAAACUCAUUCAAAAAUGUCAUAGGAAGUCGAUAAUCGUCAAUAAUAUUAGCAUGAACUCUAUAGUUACCACCUACGUCGAUGGCGAAGGUUGGACAUGCCCAGUAUUGACGAACUUCUCAAGAGCAACUUUGUACGGUUCCUUCCAAACAGAUACAAAGGCUUUGACAGCAACACAUCCUAACUUGUUUAAUGUUGACAGAAAGUCCUUGGGUAGAAUUGUUCGUAGUGUAAACAAUGCACUGAAAUUGGGCCUAGAAGACAUAAUAUCUUGUCUAGAGUCAUCUUCAGUUCUAGACGAUUAUCAAACAUUAUAUACUAUAACAAACAAUCUCGAUAGAACAUGGUUAGAAACAAAAGAAGUAUACACAAAACAAAAUGGUCCUAGAGCAUCCAUUGUUAAAAUCUUAGGGAUAGGGAAUGUACUGUCAAAAGACUAUAGGCCUGAAGAUGAUAGAAUACUAUCAGAGAAAGAUGAUUCUUUCUGUUCAAAUUUCAUUUAUCUAAAAAAGCGUCUAUUAAAUAAGUUAAUUUAUAGACAGUAA